CCUUUUUUUUGUUUCAAGUCGCGUUCUUGUUUCAUCUCACAGAGAGCGAGAUCACGGGCUUGGUUGACUGCCUUGACAAAAAAAAACCCCCGAGCGAGCGACUGAGCGACUGAGCGACUGAGACUUUUGUUGAUCCCGCGAACAAUGUCGUCGUCGUCGCGAUCGUCGUCGUCGUGGUCGUCGUCGGGCGCUGUCUCGGCGCAGUCAGAUCGGCACUCACAGGUCGUGAUUGGCACUGCAAUGCGACCGCUCGUCGACGAGAGCAACCACCUCGUCACUGCAAAGCCAUUGCCAGCGCACCAGCAGAUCGCGGUGGACAGCCAGGGCAGACGGCGCUUCCACGGUGCAUUCACGGGAGGCUUCUCUGCUGGCUAUUACAACACUGUCGGAUCAAAGGAAGGUUGGGCUCCAUCCACAUUCACAUCGUCUCGCAAUGCCAAGGCCGAGCAGCGAAUUCAAAGACCCGAGGACUUUAUGGACGAAGAGGACUUGGUGGAGUCUGGGGUGGGUGCAGUUGCAACGACGGAGCUGUUUGCGAACAACGCCGGCAAGCGAGGUCUGAGCGACAUGCUGGGCUCGCGUGACGAUGCUGCGGGACUGCCCUCGAUUAUCGCUCCUCUCGCAAACAUGAUUGUGCCAACAAAGAGCGCCCUUGGAUAUCAACUGCUCAAAGCUAUGGGUUGGCAAGAAGGCCAACUAGUGGGCCGCGUACACAACGCGAAAUCAGCGCCACCCCAAGGCGACAAUUCGACGUCCAUGGAUUGGCGACCAGAUUCGUCGUCAAAGCCAGCAUCCGCCAGCGCGACGUUUUCUUCGCUGGUGGAUACGACCAACAUGUCUGUCGAUGAAAUCAAACAGGCUCACCGGAUGGCAACGGCGAUCGCGCAAGACCUUGGUGCAGAUGAAGAAGACGCGGACGACGACGCGGACGAGCAGCCAGACAUUUUCAAGAGGCCGACGGCCGCCAAUUCUUCAGCGGCAGCGGCGCGUUCAAAGCGGGGAGGGAUGAUGGCAGCAUCUGUCUCCAAACCAGCCGAUCGGCCACGGCGUCUUGCUGCGCACAUGAGCAUUGACGACGAUGAUGAGAACGACGCCGGGGAUAACCUCCCUUCACUGCGAACGUCGCAGGUGGCUGACUCGUUUCACUCCCGACGGUCUACUCUUUACGCCAUGAACGACGAUGAAAACGAGGAGGCUGACGCUAUGGAUGUCGUCGACCUUCGGUCAAGCGGAGGCGCAGAGGAUGCUUCCGAGUCCGCCUCCGCGCACGACUUGAAAGCCCUCACCCAGCUGCAUCGCCAGUCCUUUGCACAGGCAGGUGUCGAGACUCCAUUGUUUGACUACAAGGCGAAGGACAAUACUUGCGGUUUGGGCUACGUUCCAGCAUCGUCGUUGGCUCUUGCUCGAGCGGGCAUCAGCAUCCCACAGGCCUCCAUCGACAACCCCAAUCGCCCACAAGUGGGACUCACCGAUGGACGACCACCCGUGUCCGGCUUUGUGAUGGCUGUUCGAGCAGCACCAGCACUCAAGUCCUUCCCGCCUCCGUCGCUCCCACGCAACUUUGUUCCAAUGCACAAAUUCCCCGUUGCAGCGCCUACGAAAAACGCGCGCACGCCCGAUGACCCUUUGAGCAAAGAUGCACAGUCGUUGCCGGCCACCCACAAUUUACCAGCUCAAUUCGGAUCCACCAGCAGCAGGGGGGUGCCAGUGUCUGCCGCCCCCAGCGCUCCAGCAGCUCCCGUUCCUGCCCCGCUUCUCACACCGGACGAAAGAGGAGCGAUGCUGGGCGCAGAUCGCCUGGCGGCGGCAAACAAUGUAAGCGCCAAGGGGUCGGUUUUCCACCACGUAAGCAUGGCCGACACGUUGCGCUUGCAAGCCCUCCAACAAGAGAUGCAACAAAAGCAGCAGCAGCAGCAGCAGCAGCAGCAACAUCAAGCCGCUCCCGUUGCCAAGUCUGCCAUCACAUCAGCCAAUCUGCUGUCGUUCACUCCAGCAGCCUCGGCCCUGUCAAAGUUUGUUUCCGCCUCCACCACUGCUACUGCCGAGACCGCACCACCGCAGCCACCGCAGCAACCGCCACCAGCAGCAGCAGCAAUUGCGGCUCGAUCCCAUGGGGUUGUUGCUCCUGGAGUGGCCAAAGCGGCGCUUGCUUCGGAAUUCCGCCCGUUCGACCUGUUUCCUGGCAAGCAGAUGCGUUAUCAAGCGUACCUCAACCUGGUUGCAGCGGCAGCGUCGGAGGAUGCUGCGGCACUCGUCCGCCCUCCAAAGGACCUUGCGUUAUCCGAGGCAGAGCGUGAGCGCGAGCUCGAUGAGUUUUGCCGGGCUGCGAACAUGUUCCGGCCAAUGUCGUCGGUCAUGGCAAACCGGUUUACGUCUUCCGGCUUAUCGUUGGGCAACGAGCCCGUUGUUUCUAAGAGCGAUAGCGCAUCGGCGCCGCCAAAGGCCGGUGACGACCAGUCGUCUCGAAAGGCACGCCCCACUAUUCAGCUCAAGCGUUCGCGAGAGCAAUGGGUGCCCGUGCCGCUCGUCUGCAAGCGGUUUAAUGUCCCCAAUCCACACCCGGGCAAAGCCCCGGGUGGCGACGAUGCCUCGGCAGCCUCUUCUUCGGGCACAAGUGGCGGAUUUUCAGUGUUGAACUGGCAGCCGCCAGGCACCGCUGCCCCAGCGAGCAACUCCCAACAGCAGCAGUCGGGAGUGAGCUCAACCGGCAUCACAGCAGCUGGGCUGUUGUCCAUGCCGUUGGCUCCACAGUAUGCCAACGCCGUUCUUCCGGCUGGCUCAGGGAGGUCUGCUUCACCGCCACCUCCUCUCGUCAUGCCGUUGGGCGAUCCGCUUGCGGCCCAGCAAGAGGCUGACAGGCCGUCCAUGGAUUUGUUCAAGGCCAUAUUCGACGCCUCUGACGACGAAGAUGAAGAGGAAUUGCGCGAGAAGCGGCGCGAAGAGAGCCAGCGGCAGGCUGCUGCCGAGUUGGCCGAGCAGGUGAAAAUCCAGACCGAGCUAUUCCGUCCCCCGCCGCCGCCGAUGGUGACACACCAUGCUGCAGCUUCUUCGCUGGGCCAGAGCGCGUCGCAACCUUCUAUAUCUGGUCGUGCACAAUCGGUUGCAGACCCGCACAGUGAUUCUGGUGACGAGCAAGGCCCACCCAUCUCGUUGUACCGUCCGCCAUCUCCGAAAGAAUCGCAAAGCUCAAGCUCGGCGACGCGGCCACUUUUAAAAGACUCCAAAGCCUCCUCGACUCUGUCAUCAUCUUCUUCUUCAUCCUCGUCGUCGUCGGCAUCUUCAGCAGACGAUUCUUCGGACGACAACGAUUCUGAUCGGGAGCAUCGCUCGGAAGCUCGCAGGGAACGGAGCAAGCAGAGCCGAAGCUCGGAGCAAAGGUCGCACAAACGGGACAGAGACGGUGAGCGCAAGCACCACAAACACCGCAAGCACAGCAAACACAGCAAGCACAGUAAGCACAGCAAACACCACAAGCACCACAAGUCUCGCCAUGACCGCGAUGAUGGCGACCGAGAGCGCGAUCGAACUCGAGAGAGCGACCGCAGCGGUCAUCGCGAGCGAAGCAGCAGCAGCAGCAACAGCAGCCGCCGCCAUGAUCGCGAUCGUGACCGAGAUGAUGCGCGACGUCACGAGCGGAGCUACGACGAGCACCACAAAAGUAGCCGUCGUGCUGAGAGUGACUACAAGUCGGACUCGGGCUCUCGAACUGGUUUAGGCAUGGAGCCGCAACAAGCUUCCCGAUCUCUGCCUCCGCCACAACAGGGCAGUGCUGUUGCAGACCCUCUUGCACCCUCGUCCAGAACGGCGGCGUCACGACCUAGCGCCAGCGACUUUAUGUAGCAUUGUUUGAAAACACCCAUUGCAAUGUAGCAGCUGAAUACUCAAAAAUGACAAAAACCUCGA
Molecule: messenger RNA, 3903 nt
Organism: Capsaspora owczarzaki ATCC 30864
Lineage: Eukaryota; Filasterea; Ministeriida; Capsasporidae
Exons: 4
Coding region: 145-3840 (1231 amino acids)
Biological process (GO): mRNA processing
Cellular component (GO): nucleus
Molecular function (GO): RNA binding
Source: RefSeq, a predicted model, not a curated record